UAAAAAACCGAAAUUUAUAUUGUUUAGCGCGAUUUCGGUAGAUUGCGCAUUUGUAAUUUGUAAUUAAUUUAUAUUAAUAUUAAUUGCAUUAAUCAAUCGCACGGUAACCUGUUAGUUCUAGGAAUAUUAAUUUGAUUACUUGGAUUGUUGAAAGGUGCUGUGAGGUUCAUGAAGCGAUAGUGACUUUUUCAACCAGUGCUCCAACAGGUUCCAACCAUCACCAUGUAUAAAAACCCGAUACUAACCAAGGUUCCCGGUGACGUUACCCGUGGUUUAGACAAAGAGAAACAGGGCUACCUCCAGCAGCUCAGUAAGCUCAGCAAAACAGAGCUGUUGGAUCUAAAAAACCGUCAAGAACUGUUGCUUCAAAACAGGCAUCGAAUUGCCAAACUUCCGGAUCAAGGCGCUAAAAUUAAAAAGUUCUAUGAUCAAAUCCUGAACCAGCUUGAAGCCUACAAACGUGUUGACCAAGCUGCCGAAAUGUUCUCAGAGCUGAAUAUAGCUUCUGUGGGCAAAAAAACUAUGACGAAAAUGGAAUGGAAUGGAAAGUAUAGUAGAGAUGCACAAUCCGAAACAGUUAUCGACAGUGAUGACGAUUACGACGAUAGUAAUGUAGAUCCCUUGCAUAUUUUGGCUCAGAAUACUGCGUCCGAUAAAAAAGUUGUAAUUUUGAAGCCACCACAAAUGCUUAUCACAGAGCAAGAUCUGAAAGACAUCGAGGAGAUGAAGCAGCAGAAAUUGCAAUGCACCGAUGCAAAUCUAGUCGAAGUGGACUUGAAAGCGACGGUUGAGAAGUUCGGCACUGUACUUAAGAAAAUGCAAAAGUCGGAGGCUAAUGAUUCGGUUGAUGAAGCCGCUUUCGACGGCUAUGCAAUUAAAUUCUGCCAAAAAGAACGUAACAGCGGUCCGAAGCAAAAAUAUCUCCCAUUUAAGACGACCAGGACAAAUGUGCAUGAUCCAGCAAAGGAAAAGCAGCGUUAUUUGCAACAUGCCAAUGUUUGGGAGAACACCGCAGCUACUCCACCACUAAACGCGCAUGGUCCUGCAAAACUUUUAACGCUGGAAGAUUCGAUUCGAAUACAAGCGGAAAAGAAUAAAAUCCAUGAACAGGUCAUGCAACGUUACAGCGAGGAUCGGUUGAAACGGCGCGAAGAAAUAAAGGAGAAAGUUCUGGAUACCAUCCGGACCGAUGUUAUGCCCGGUUCAACCGGGUUCACUACCUAUCGUGAUGUCUCUGAUAGUGGCGAAGAAAGCGAAGAAAGCAUAGAAUGCGAAUCCGAUACUCAUGACGAUUAGUAUGUAGUGCAGUUUUUGUUAAUUUUAUUAUUCAAAUACAUCUGUGAUUCAGCAAAUAA
Molecule: messenger RNA, 1355 nt
Organism: Topomyia yanbarensis
Lineage: Eukaryota; Metazoa; Arthropoda; Insecta; Diptera; Culicidae
Gene: Polr2M
Exons: 2
Coding region: 223-1296 (357 amino acids)
Biological process (GO): transcription elongation by RNA polymerase II
Cellular component (GO): nucleus
Molecular function (GO): transcription elongation factor activity
Source: RefSeq, a predicted model, not a curated record